Molecule: messenger RNA, 1267 nt
Organism: Nylanderia fulva
Lineage: Eukaryota; Metazoa; Arthropoda; Insecta; Hymenoptera; Formicidae
Gene: RpIIIC53
Product: RNA polymerase III subunit C53
Biological process (GO): tRNA transcription by RNA polymerase III
Cellular component (GO): RNA polymerase III complex
Molecular function (GO): DNA binding
Source: RefSeq, a predicted model, not a curated record
GCAGUGCGUCGUCACACAACACAACUCUAUUCGCGCGAGUUGAUACUUUCUCUCGUAAUUGAGGUUAAGAAUUGUAGUCACAAACAUUAAGUAUAUAAUCAGUCGUUUAUAAAAUAAUAUAUAAAUCGAGCAUUAGCGUCGAGUGGUGUUAAAUAUAAAAAUGGAGCCAGGUACACAGAGGCUAACAUCCUACAGACUGCCACGAGAUUUGACCCUAGGUGGAAAUAUUAAGCCUGAAAAGUCUAAGAAGGUGUAUAUACCAAAUGUUAAUGUGCAGAGGAACAAGAAAAAAGAGGAAGUAACACCAGUUAAGAUUGACACUCCGAAACCAAAGGACAGAGAUUUUGGAAGAGGACGAAUAAGAGAAAAUAAUAGGCGUGGAAGAGGAGAUAAGGGAAAUACAAUACAAUCUGAUGGUAUUUGGUCGGACGGAAUAUUUAAACCACCUACUGUUAGUAGAAAAUCUGGUGGUUCCAGCAGUCGUACAGGUACUGAAAAAAUACUAGAAAGAUCAAAGCUAAAUAAAAGUAUCAAAAAAUCAGAAGAAGAAGACAAAUUGAAGAACAUAUUAGGUGAUGAUUUUACCGAUGAUGGUACAAAUACUGAUGAGUGGAUAGAUCCUAUUUUACUGCCAAGGGUUGAAAAAGAAGAAUACAAUGAUGAAGAAAUUGACAAGAAACCAAUAAUCUUAGAAAAUGGUGAAGUUCUUAAUAUAAAAGGAGAAACUUUAAGUGAAAUUAAAAAGGAAGUUACCAUUCACCAAAUAAUUGAAAACAAAACUAAUCCCUAUGUAUUAAUGCAGUUUCCAGACUGUUGGCAAGAUAUGGAACUUAGUAAAGAAGAAUCAAAGCCGAAAGGACCAAAUGAUUCUAAUAGUUUUAAUGAAAAUGAGGCUAAAACAAAAAUCGAGCAUUGUGCUUUGAAUAGCUUAAAAAGUGGUCUAUUAGGCAAAGUUGAGAUUUUAAAGUCUGGCAAAGCAAGAUUAUGUCUUGGUGAAAAGUAUUUUUCCAUUGAUAUUAAUAUACAGCAAGAUUUCCAACAGGAGCUUUUAGCUGCAAAAGUAAAUACUGUGUCAUUAACUGGUGAUCUUGUCAAUCUUGGUCCAGUAAAUAGUCAGUUAUUUUGUUCACCAGACUUAGAAAGCAUGUUGGAAAAUUCGUAAAUCUUUUUAAAUGUAAUUUUUUUAAUAAAAAGUGUAUAUAAAAGAAGAGCAUCAAGAGUUGUAGGAAAAAUUUGUGAGAAAUAUAUAAUUCAGAUUUUGUGAGUA